Messenger RNA from Phaedon cochleariae (mustard beetle), 1200 nucleotides. NCBI's taxonomy places the organism in Eukaryota, Metazoa, Arthropoda, Insecta, Coleoptera, Chrysomelidae. The record is from the annotation of a GenBank genome assembly.
GUGAAAUAUUACAAUAAGUGAUGGUUUGUUCACAUUUUCAUUAUCAAAUUCGUGCUUUUCAAACAAAAAUACUUACGGCCACGUGUAACGAACAAUCCAUCAACAACAUCACCUACUUCGUGAAUCCGGACUUCCCGGACUUAACGGAGGGCAUGUCUUCGUGCAACCUCGAAUUAAGAAAAAUUGACGAGGAUAUCACGCAACUCAGGUUAGACUUCGUACACUUCAAUCUGGGACAACCUAACAGAAAGACAGGUGUUUGUGAAGAGGAUUAUUUUCAGUUGUCUUCGGGUGAUUCACAAACAUUGACUAUCUGUGGGGUCAACAGUGGGCAGCACGUUUAUUUUGAUAUUGAAACGAUGGCUGAUCCAAUCACGAUCAGCAUGAAAUUGGGCAGCAAAACACUCAGUCGUUUGUGGGAAGUACGCAUCAUCCAAGUACCAUUCUCGCAAAGGGCUCCUGCAGGUUGUCUUCAACUGUACACCGGAAGACGAGGAGUCAUCAAAACGAUGAACUUUGCGGAUAACGGUCGUCAUUUGGCGAACCAAGAAUACAAUAUUUGUAUAGAGCAAGCAGAAGACAUGUGCAGUAUCGUUUAUGAGCCUUGUUAUGAAAAUGCUUUUCGAAUUAGUCCAAAUACCGCAGAUGUUAAUAUCGAUUCAAACAAUGAAUUGGGAUCCGGAGAUGACCUUGAAGAUGAAUCGAACAUUAUUCAAAAUGAUAGUGGAGAAUUUUGUAAUGAUAAAAUUGUCAUUCCUUGCAAUCCAGAAGAUCUGAUUUUGGAGGGUGAUCAAGUAUUGAGUGACAUAUGCCAAACAAUCCACUGUGGACGGUCUUUAUGUCCUGCAGAGCAAGACCCUUGCAGAAUCGAAAGCAAUAUUAUACCAUUCACAAUCGGCGUCCAUUUUGGACAAAGCCUUGGAGAGGAAUCUCCAGAAGAUAACUUAGGCAUGUGUGUGAAUUAUGAACAACAACCCUGCAAUUUUUAGGAUUCAUCUGAUGCUGUUUGGAAAUAUGACAUUUAUAUUCAUUUGAAUGGGGCACUCAGUAUAUAUCUCCUGAUAAAUUUGACUGAGGCUUAUCUUCAAUGCAGUUGUGUUAUGAUGUCAUUGACAAUUUGAACCUCAAGCUUGAAUCUUGGCCUAAACAAGAUUGGAAAAUAUGGAAAAAUGUGUUCUGUAGGAAAGUUUAACUUCUGAG